AUGGAGUUAACUCCUGGUGCCAAGGCUGUUUCGGCUGACUUCAAAGCUCUCAGUCAUUCGGAUCGGCUACAGGCAAUGAAUGCGAUCCUCCAGAGCCUAUCCAACAGUGAGCUGCGAGAAGCGAAAGACUUUUUGGAUCCUCUGAAGUUCCAAAAGGAUAUUUGGGGAUCCUUGCCUACAGAGCUUAGGGAUAUUGUCGUAACAGGCUUGGAAUUGAGCGAUAUUUUUGUACUAAGAAGAGUGUGCAAAUCAUGGAACGAAAAAUUGUCCUCCCCGGCGUUGCUGCAAACCGCAUACUUGAAUGCAACAGCCAGCGAACAACCCGUCUUGGAUACUGUAUCCGACGAGCAUAUCAUCAAAAGGUUCAAGAGAAGAAUCAGAGCUGAACAAGGGCGACCUGUCACUACGGCCCAACUAUCGGUCUCCCCAAAUCUUCAGGAUCUGAACGGGGACCAAAUUUCCUAUGCUAAUGGAAAUCUUGCCCGGGUUGACAUGACGACAGCUGAAACCUCUAUAUGUCUUGUGCAUUUAAGAACUGGCGAAAGAAGACAAUUUACCACGGAGAAUCGGGAGAACUUACGUGCUGCCCGCGUAUCCGAUACUUUGGUCGCGGCGAUAUCUUUGCGAGGGAUUUGUCAUAUCUGGGAGAUUAUGACCGGAGUUCACAAGUCUUUCCGCCUUACCUCCUUGCAAUUCAAUCACUUCCUGGUGCAUGGAGUCAAAGUGAUGGUGAGCUAUGAGGACAAAAUCCUUCAUUUCUGCUUCGCCACUGGCGUUACUCGUACAAUCAUAGUCGAGGGACGUAUCUGUUCGGCAUCUCUACACAAAAGUGACGAUCAAGUAUCUAUCGUGUGCCUCCGCGACAGGAAUGCUCCUACAGCUGUUCUAAACCGAGCAGGCCAUUACCUGCAGGUUGAGAAGUAUACUGUUGACGGAGAUUCAUUUGUCAAUACAUUGUCCCGCUACGAACAGCUUCCUUUUCGAGAUGAUGAAUACGAACGACCCCGACCCGAAGAGAAUUUCAAAGUAUCCCAAGGCCAAAUUUCUCUGAGAUUUUACCCUUAUGAUGCAGAAUCCUGCCCUUGUCUCUACCUUUCACUUACAAACGACGACCAAAUAGCAGUACAUCGCAUGCCAAUCCUGCCAGGAUAUCUCCAGAGUAUGAAUAUUGCAUGGUUUGACCAGGGCUUGGUAUACUUUACACCGUACCAAGCCGACAAACACCAUUAUGCUGGCAUUGGGCGUACACGCUUGAUGAAUCCCAGCUUCUCGGAGACUCUGUCAUAUGAAAUCACUCCCGUACCCCGGCUGUCUGUUCUGAGACAACCAGAUACGGUUUAUGGCAUAUGGGCCGGUGAUGGAUUUUUUUUAUAUGCUACGUCUGAAAGAAUUCUGGUGUGGUGCUUUGAUGAAGAUUGGAAGCCUUCCGGUGCGCUUUCACGGGGUCCAGAGGAAACUCUCGAGUCUAUGAGAGCAGCCCACAGAGCUCAGCAACAUCAAGACGCUGAGUAG
This is a messenger RNA of Penicillium antarcticum, 1512 nucleotides long. RefSeq names its product F-box domain protein. The record is from RefSeq and is a predicted model, not a curated record. The transcript has 4 exons. Gene Ontology annotation, molecular function: protein binding. NCBI's taxonomy places the organism in Eukaryota, Fungi, Ascomycota, Eurotiomycetes, Eurotiales, Aspergillaceae. Bases 1 to 1512 code for a protein of 503 amino acids.